UUAAAAUAGUGAGGACCUGGAAAGCUCAUGGCGUCGAUGGCUGGUUAUCUUCACGACCUCGGUGCCUCGCUCAUUGCUGGCCAGUUUCAUUCAAGAUACAACCUCCUCACGAAAGUACUAGCUAGCUCUAGUACCGUAUCUUUUCCCAACAAACUCGCACACUGAAACACCCGUAAACCAAGAUCCGUUUGGUUCUUGUUUUUUAUUGAUUUAUUUGAAGCGAAAGAUGCCUGGCACAAACACUAAGCCAGUCAACACCGAUGCGAUGACCUCUAUUAAGCCUUUCUUAGGUCAUUUUUCGCUUUUGGACCGUUGGUGCGUGAAUCACGGUUUGGUCGCUUCGAAAUUCCAGGAAGCAAGAGAGGGGAAGCUUCAUGCUGCCACGUUACAACAAAGCAACAUCAAGCAAGUCCGAACAAAUCACUCAAAGCUUGUAGCUAGCCAGCUAGAGUUGAACAUAAUUCAACCUGAAGAACGAUAGAUCACAACACAACAGACAACAACAAGAACAAGAACCAUGCAGCAACGGUGUAGUAUUAGUAGCCGAGGUCCUUCUCCCUUGGAGCGGGCAACCUCUUGUCCCGCCAUUAUUUGCCACAGCACGAGGACACCACUGAUAGAAGACACGGACGAAUCUCUCCCUACUUCUACUACUCCUACUCGACUGGAACGACGACAUUCCUUUGAUGGAUUUUCCACACCCGACGACUCUUCUGCACAAAAUGACGUCGCAGCCGCAGAUGAAGCAGCAGCAGCCGCCGAAUCCUCUCGAUUUCGCAAAGCCCGUGUGGCCAUUACUGGUGGCACGCUGACGGCGGUAGGGUUGGUCAUGAUUCCCUUGCCGAUUCCGAUGGGGUUUGUCGUGGCGACGGCUGGAAUGGCACAUUUGGGACAAGAAUUUCCAGCCGCACAACGCAUGCUCGACCAUACCAAAGAACGAGUGGUGGAAGCGUGGACGACCACAACAACGACCACAACGACGACGACGAAACAAAAAGAAGACACAAAUACUAGUAGAACGCCACAGAAAAAACCAAAUGACACGCUAGUGGAAUCACCCACGAGUAUUCGGGCGGUUUGGGAAUUGGAUGAUGAUGAAACCAUCAUGUUUGAUUCACCGGGAUUUCAAGAAGAAGAUGUAAUGGUCAACGUGUGGCAGGCAUGACUCCAACAAAGCAAAGCAAUCCACA
This is a messenger RNA of Seminavis robusta, 1190 nucleotides long. The record is from the annotation of a GenBank genome assembly. NCBI's taxonomy places the organism in Eukaryota, Bacillariophyta, Bacillariophyceae, Naviculales, Naviculaceae.